Molecule: messenger RNA, 1129 nt
Organism: Sinocyclocheilus grahami
Lineage: Eukaryota; Metazoa; Chordata; Actinopteri; Cypriniformes; Cyprinidae
Product: cytochrome c oxidase subunit 5B, mitochondrial-like
Exons: 4
Coding region: 346-651 (101 amino acids)
Biological process (GO): mitochondrial electron transport, cytochrome c to oxygen
Cellular component (GO): mitochondrial envelope; respiratory chain complex IV
Source: RefSeq, a predicted model, not a curated record
CCAGCCUGGCGAUGAGCUGCGCCGGGGUCAUCAGCACGUCCUCCCGGCCCUCCUCUCCUCCGCUCUCCUCUCCGUCUGCCAUCCUGACUAUGAGGCGCCGGGCUGGACAAAAGUGAAGCGAACGCGGAGAGAGAGAGAGCGAGUGGCUGACUCGCUGCAGCCGCGAACAAACGCGCUUCACGCGGUAAUCACACUCCACGAGACCCGCGCAACUAACCCCGCGCUCCGCGCUGUUUGCUUUCCCGCGCUCGACCGCGCUGAAGGGGAACUUCGCGCCAAAAAGCAACAACGUGAUGGCGGCGUCAGCGUGUCCUCAAGCCGGUUAGAGUUGCGCGAGUCUGCGCAAUGCGCACCACAACAAAGACGAGCAUCCCCACAGUUGAUGAGCAGGCCACCGGUCUGGAGAAGAUUGUGUUGGAGGCGUCAAAGAGAGGAACUGAUCCAUAUAGCAUCUUAAAACCGCGGGAGUGUGCAGGCUCCAAACAAGACCCUCAUAUUGUCCCCUCCAUAACCAACAAGAGGAUUGUUGGUUGUGUUUGUGAAGAGGACAACACUGCAGUGGUUUGGUUUUGGUUGCAUCAGGGAGAGGCCCAGCGCUGCCCAUCCUGUGGUGCUUACUACAAACUUGUUCCACACGAGUUACCCCACUGAAAUAUACACUUCACAGCAGAGGAGGCCUGGACACUCCCAUACUGACUCAAACACCAUAGAUACUCUUAUUAAUGCACAGUCCCCUUCGAUGUCCCCUGUUCUGAAGAAUAGAAUUGCACUUUUUAGGGGCAUUGUUAUUUCUUUUUCAUUAGAUGCUUCACAAAAGCAGAUAAAGCAAUUUAACAUCAAGAAAACAGGCUUUCUUCAAAUCUGAAACGCAAGAUUCGGCAGGGUUUUCCUAAUUGUGAAUGUUGGUUUCAUUAUUUUUGGAGGAAUAGUUUACAUGUACUGUUGUUUGCUGUGCAGUAUCAGCUGCUUAAACAUUCCAGAUUUUCCUUACAAAUGCAGUGCAUUCCUUGCCCUGUUACGUAAAUGAGCUGUUACUUUAGCACAUUCUUGCAAAAGAGAUGUCUACAGGCAUUGUCUUUGAUUUUUCAAUGUUUAGACAAAGACUGUACAUUCCUGAUUAUGUGGGACU